AUGGCUGAGCCUAGCACCACUGUGAUAGAGGAUGUCAACAAGGCCAUGAUCAGGGCCAACUCAGGAAAAGACAAGAAUGAAACAGCUUUGUUAAUGAUGUCUCCUAGCAUGAACUGGGCAGAAUUCCUUACACCAGCACCCAUGUCCAUCGCACUUCUGGGGCAACUGAUGCUGAUAGCUGGAGAAAAGGAUUUCUCACUGGAAAGUCAAAAGCCGAAGGACGGUUUCCAGUUCAUCCAGCAUCCAAGAUCAUUUAGAGCAUGUCUGGUGCAAGUGAGCAACGCUGGGUGGCGAGCUUUCAAUGAGGCUCAUAAGGUAUCAUUCUUGGUUCCCAACAUCAUCCCAAUUUGGUUAACUAAAGGUCGUGACUCAAUUGUUCCUUAGAUUUUUCUUUCUGAGGGCCCUUAGCUUUGAUAAGUUCUUGAAUAGGUAUAUGUAAAGCAAGAGAGCAAACACAAUCGAACCUUUAUGUGUUGUAACCAAAAUAUAUGACCUUAAACAAAGUCGAUAGAGAUAAAAUAAUAUUAUCAGAAGAUCUGCAUCGAUGAUCCUUAGAUCUCUUUCAAAAACAAGAAUAUGUUCUAGUGUGACAAAAAAUAUCACGUCGCAAAUGUUCAUAUCUUUAUAAAAAAAAAAACGAAAAAUAAUUGACUUUCAUAAUAAAAAUACAGACAACGCCAGGUUUCCCAAAGAACCUUUGGUGUCCAAAGAGAUUUUGCGUCCUUUUUUCUCUUAGUAAGCGAAAGGACAUUGCAGAAACCAAAUUUCAUAUUCAAAUGUCAUUUAGAUACCAUCUCUGCGCAAGAAAAUUUAAAAAACAUGCUCGUAUAUUCAGAUACCAGUUAAUCACAACUAAUCCAAAACACAUUGCAAUACAUCAGCCUCCAAAGAAAACCUCACAUUUCUGACUAAAAAAAAAAAAAGUUUUUUGAUAUGCAAUAAGUCAGUCACUCUUAAUUUCAGUCAAUUCGAAAGAGAAGUGUUAGUUCUCUUCCUUUUUUCAAAGUGUAUAGUGCCUUCCUGUAAUUCAAGAAGAAUUUGUACCUUACUCAAUUUCCUUGGCGGCAUCUACAUCGAAAUCACCAUGUCCCUUUUGAAUAUGAUGUAUCAGAGCAAAUUUUAAUGAGAAUGAGAUCAAACAUUUCGGUGUUGGUAUUUGUAAUAUUAAAGGGAAUUCUUAGAAAAAAAUUCCAAUUUACUUGACCCCUACACCUGUCAGAAUUUUUAAAAAUAUGUAUUGUAGUCUUUAACAGUUCAACUUGAUAUUUAUUGGCCAAUCAAUUUCAAAAUAUUUUAAAAAUAUAAAUUGUAGUCUUUAACAAAGUUCAGAAACAGACAUAAUAUUUAUUACAACCAAUCAAGUGUUUUUCAAAAUAGUUAAAAGACCAGAUAUGGAAAUUUCUUGGGGUUAUCAACCCCCUAAAUUCAUAAAAGUUGCGAGGGUUUUUUCCGGGUCCUUAACUCUCGCAAAAAAGAUUUUCAAAUUGAACAAUCAAGAAAACAGACAUUUUUUAAUUUAUCAAAGUUGAAUGUUCUUUUAAGCGCUUCUUGUCAAUGUUUUUUUAAUUGAGCCAGUGUUGAUAAAUGUCAACAAGGUUUAUGGACUCAGGAGAAGAUGAAAAGCUUUGUUAAUGAUGUCUCCUAGCAUGAACUAGAACAAUGGGCUUUUUUUGAGUGUUUAUGGAACAUUUUGCUGAUAUCAUCGUUUGAUUUCAGUAUGUAAAUUUAAUAUGCAUGUUCUUUUUGAAACUUUAUAAGAAUAUGGAUAUUAUCCGGCUCUAUUCUGCAAAAGUACCCGGGCAAGUGAAGAAAGUUGUUCGCACUCUUGUCUCUGGAAGCAAGGAGGAUGUGAAAGACAUCCUUCCCAUCGAACUGAGGAAAAUUGAGAAGAAUGCUUCAGAAUCCUUGGAAUUAGCAAAAGCAGUUGAGAGAAAGUUCGAGAAUGUGAUGCAUCUGACUGGUGAGCUACUGGAAGUUUCUUCAGCUGCCAAGGGACAUUUUCAAAAAACCCAAGAAGAACUGCAAAUGAGAAGAGAAAUUGCCUUGACCAAAGAAAAAUCGGUCCGAGAAGAAAUAGAAAGAGCAAAAGAAGAACAAGAUAAGCUAGCCAAACAAGUCAAAGAGGCAAAAGCACUGUGGGAAAAGGCUUUAGAUUCCAUGCCGAGUGGAUGGGACCUUGUUGGUAUGCAAUUUGUCGAGGGAAUCACAAAAGUUUUUACAAGUGCUGUUGAGACAGCGAUUUCUGCAGUAGCUACGAGAGGGAUGAACUCGUCGUCUGCCCCAUCAGAUGCAGACCCAAAUCUGAGGGUGGAUCCUAAUGAAAAACAGGGCGCAAAAAGAGAUUCAAAAUUACCAAUGCAAGCAUUAGUCAAAGCAGAACUGAUGAAAGUUUUUUCAGCCAAGUUGGUGGAAGUUCUUGCGACAUUUCAAGACAAAAGUAAUGGAGGCGAGCCAGCCAAAGACAUUAAAAAGACAAGACUUGAAAUGGAAAGCUUGCAAAAAGAUUGGUCCACCAAGCAAGAAAGUAAAGACGACCAGGAAGGCUUAAAACUGCUGUCAAGAGGUUUGGAGAUAUGCAUGGAAGCGGAAAAAGAGUUGGAAGACCUCAAUUUGUCUAAUGAUAAGAUGAAGAAAAUUGCUAAAAGAGCAUCGAAACUAAAAGAUGACAUCUUCAAGUUCUGCACUAAAGUUCAGACAAAAGUACAGACCAAUCCUUUCUACACCAAGCCACCAAGACAAGCAAGAAACAUGGCUGACCCUGCAAAUUCUGCAUCAUCAAGUGCUGCUAACAUGGCAGUUGAAAGUGCACGGUUUAAAAUUGCUGAAACGAGAGGCUUGCUAGAAAAACAACAGAUGCUAUAUGACGAAGGAAACAAGCAGCUGAAGGAGAGCAACAAGGAGCUAAGUAAAGUUCUUCAAAGCCUUGUGGAAUUCAGCCCAGAGAAGAUUGCUAACUUUGACCAGAUAAGAGAGACAUUGAUAAAAGGCAUCAAGGCUCUUGCUUCAGUACGCGAAAGGUGGCAGAAACUGGUGGAGUUCUUCCAGUGUAUUACCAACAUCAUCAAGGUGUGUCAAAAGGAGAGCCUAACAAGUUUUGUUGAAUAUUCCAAAGUCGCCCAAGAAAGAAGGCUGACUAAGGGCUACACUGACACGGAUUUCAUGCGUGACCUCAUUUACGAACAAGUCAGUCAAGCUAAUAAGACCUCUUAUGUUGUUUGGUCCAUUUCAAACACCUAUGUAGAGGUGUCACGUAAUCACUUGAUGAGCCGAUUGGCCAGCCUUGGUCAUUUGAUCGGCUUGGACCCAGAAAAAGACAGGGCAACCAUUGAGGCAAAGAGGACAGAGCUCCUGGAAGGAAGUCAAGAGGCUGAAAGAGCGAUUAUGCAGUUGGUAUCAGAGGCCCAGAAUACUUUCCAUGAGAAGGUAGGAGAAAGGAUCAAGCAGUUUGAAGAGGAGAUGGAGAAACUUCUCCCGCCAGAAGAUCCAGCCAGAAUAAAAGAAAUAAACGACUCUGUUGCAAAUGCCGUCAAAGAGGCAGAUGAGGAACUAAGCGCGGAUUGCUUUCAAGGUAAAGUCAUACUUAAAACAGGUUUUGUUUAGUUAGGUUGUCAAUGGAAUGGAAUUGCUAGUGGUUUUGUAAUAUUCAUGUAAUAACUUAUCAGCAUCAUCUAAGUCAACGAUGACUAAGUUUUAAAACAAAAACGUUUCUUGAGGGAAAAACGUUCUACUGUUGCAUUUUUGGGGUAGAAGGGGAGAAAGGGGUUCAGUGUCUCUGAGUUAUCUUUGAAAUGGCUUAUUGAAAACUGAGUGAUCCAAGUUUAGCUUUGGGAUGUAGUAAUUGCUUAUUUUAACAUGGAAUAUUACUUUUUUUGGCGACUAGGGUACGUAUGGUAUAGUUAAAGAAACCUGCAAAUAGGAGCUUGAACUUGAUUAUUAUAUGUAGUAUUAGUCAGCGGCAGCUUUUAUCUUACCUAAUUUAUCUAUUUCCUAUCUUCACUGUUUCAUGCAGGUAAUGAACUACAAUAAUUCAUUUCUAUCAAUAAAUUAAAUCAGGGAAAGAUAUUGAAGAGUUUACGUCAAAUAGACUGAUUGAUAAUUGUCUUAUUUUUUAAUGUUUCAGUUGGCACUGUAAACAUAACAUGUUUCAUAACAGACUAUGUUUUCAUUUCAGAUUGGCAGACCUGUGCAGAAAACUGUGUGCAAUAA
Pocillopora meandrina is the source of this 4206-nucleotide messenger RNA. The record is from the annotation of a GenBank genome assembly. NCBI's taxonomy places the organism in Eukaryota, Metazoa, Cnidaria, Anthozoa, Scleractinia, Pocilloporidae.